AUGAUGUUCAAGGAUGGCAUUCCAGAGUUGGAUGUCCCAGGCAUAGAACCUUUGAGUUUGGGUCAAAUUGCUCUUGCACGUGGUCCGCAAGGUGCCAAGCUGACUGCAGUCGUGAAUGACGUAAAAGUGCAAGGUCCAAGCAACUUUAUCAUCGAAGAGCUAAAGUCUGAUUUGGACAACAAUCGUUUCGAUUUCAAACUUCUGUUGCCAAAAUUAGAAUUUAAUGGCAAAUAUAAGAUGGACAUUCAAGUCUUGCUGCUGCGGCUUCAAGGGAGAGGCAAUAUCACGGGAUCAUUUAAGGACUACGCAUGUAACGUUACCAUGAGAGGGCAUAAAGAAAAACGCGGGGGUGAUGAAUAUUUGACAUUUGAUCCAUUUAAGGUCAAACUUCAUGUGGGGGAAUCAUCAAUUUACUUAACUAACCUCUUCGACGGUGAUCCAGUAUUAGGCCCCGCCACGAACAGGGUAAUUAACGAAAACUCUCAAGUCUUUCUACAAGAAAUAAGUCCGGUCCUGGAACGCAGCCUUGGAGAACUAUUUACAGAAAUGGCAAAUAAAAUUACAUCUAAGUUUACAUAUAAAGAACUAUUUCCUUAA
Parnassius apollo (apollo) is the source of this 597-nucleotide messenger RNA. Lineage: Eukaryota; Metazoa; Arthropoda; Insecta; Lepidoptera; Papilionidae. The record is from the annotation of a GenBank genome assembly.